AUGCAACUUGAUCUCGCAGCGCGGUCCAUCGACUUGGUAUCCACGAUUGCGAAGAUAUCAUCUCCUGGCGCAGUCGAGAAGGUAUCAGCGCGGACCAGCUGGCGUUUGCACUGGAGCUUGCAAAGAAUGGUUUCUUUCCCGAACGACAAUGGAUCUCGAAUGCUCGACGACACCCUUACGAUGAAGGCGAACAAUAUGUAUAGCCUCCAAGUCGUGGUACCUCUAUCCAUCGGCCGAUCUCUCCUGGCGGACGAUACACUCUGCUGGCUGGCUACCACUCAUGCCGUUCUCUUCCGAUACCACGACCUCGAUGCUUCAACAGAAAUUCUUUGCCACCUCAUUCUUGCGGCUGCACUCUUCCAUCUCACUUCGGCCAGCCAGCUCAUCUUGCAGGACUGCUUGCUGGUCACUACCCAACGCUGCAUGACUGAUGCUUUGGACUGGAUCUACAACCACUGGCAAGGAGAACUUGUCGUCACAUCUUUGGCUGGCGGCAAGAAUCGGCUUGUCUUCCUGGUCUCUAAGCGCUGCGAGUCUGGCGAGGAUUGUACGAGCCGUGAUCAUUACGGCCCCUCGCUUGCAACGCCCAAGGCAGAACCUCCAUUUUCCGAAGGCUCGAGCGGAUUCUUGCGCGAGCAACAGCGUGAGGGAUACCGCACCGCUCUCUACGAUCUUCCUUUCAAGUUUUCGAAGAUGAAGAAUGCUCAAGAGAUCGUUCGCUCUAUCAUGGCUACAAAGGUAGAGCCCAGUAUGGAAGAAUCCGAGGUGGUACUCAAUUGCAGGGACGCGUCUCUUAAUCAAGAGCUCAUGUGGUGGAUGGCUCGCAGUCCCGGUAUUUUGCAAGCAAACUAUGGUGAGCCAGCUUUCCCCCCUGGACCUCGUCCCCUUUUCGAAUCCAGAGAUGAUGAUGAUGAUGCUCUUGACGUAGGUAUGCGAAUUCCUACACCAUCUUCAGACGUUUCCGACACAGUCGCGGAUCUAUCAGGUCUGCAGCUUGGUCCUAACUGGCUCAAUGCAGAUAGCCGUGAAGCUCUGAGAAGGACUGCAAACAUGCCAUGUUCUGAUUAUGGCUAUUCAGAGUUGCAAAAAGACUACCAUGAGCUUCUUGAUCACUGUGGAUGCAGGCAAGGACGGCGCCCAAGAGCGCAGACCGAGCCAUCGAAUUGGAGAGACCGUGCCAUUGAGCGCGAUAACGAUGCCUGCUACAACAUGCGGAACAACGGCUGUGUGCGUGCUCUUGCGGUCUUCCCGACUAUACUGCUCGUCGGGCACGCACUGAUCGACGCACCUUCCUGGCAACUGAAAGAGAUUGUUUCCAAAGCUGAUGUUCAGUCUGAUAUGCUCGAAAUGGAAGCCUUCACAUCAAUUAUCGCAAGCAAUGGGAUUCUUCACCGCACGAUGACGCUAGUCUCCACUCCACCGUCACUACUUCGGAUCGUGGAUUCUUCCGACAUGUACAAGGGAUACAUGCUGGCAAUGCGGCCGCGAUGUAAUCAUCCAAGAGGCCAGCUUCCGGCAAGAGUCUCCUUGCGGAACAGUGACGAGGUGCUUCGGCAGUGGAGUAGCGAUUGUCUCUGCUCCCUGGAGAGAGAUGCCGCAGACCUGUAUCUUCCUGGUCCAAGUGUGUUGAAGCUGAAUAUCGCCGUGGCCCUAUCUGUCCGCUGCAUGAAUCCGGCUGUAUUCUGCUCUGCACACGAUAGACGCAAGAGUAUGGUGUGCGAUGCAUAUCUGAAGCAGAGACUGGUGAGCUACACUUACCUGGCUGAAAAAUAUAUAUCAUCAUGCCGCGAGAUUUCAGAUUCAUGCGUCGCCCACACGCACAUGGACAUCUUGAGUCCAGAUCCUCAACUUCGCAUGGCGAGCGCCAGUGGCAUAAUCGCAUCCAGACUGGGUGCUUUGAACCACCCCAUGUCGCCAAACACAAUGCGCGAGAUCUCGAGCAUGCGUCUGGAAUGCUCCGGUUGCCACCAAGCUACCCAUGCUCUUGAUGCAUUCAUUUUGCUGGAGUGCGCAGGAAGUAAAGCAAGCGAAAGAGUCGAAGCAGAAUGUAAGGGCAGAGAUGAACUGAAGAAAAAGUGGCGGAUAAGGAGUCGACGAAGGAUGACCGUACACCGAAUGCCUGCCUAUAUUCGUCUGCUGGGCUUGUGUACGCAAGGAUGGCUGGGACAAUGGGAAGCCGUGAAGACGAGAGCGGGAUGUGAAAGAGGUGUAUUUCUUAGCUCCCCUCGGAAGGGAUUCCAACCGGAGAAGAGAAAGUGA
Pseudocercospora fijiensis CIRAD86 is the source of this 2259-nucleotide messenger RNA. RefSeq lists its product as uncharacterized. Lineage: Eukaryota; Fungi; Ascomycota; Dothideomycetes; Mycosphaerellales; Mycosphaerellaceae. The transcript has 14 exons. The record is from RefSeq and is a predicted model, not a curated record. The coding region runs from base 1 to 2259 and encodes 752 amino acids.